Pocillopora verrucosa is the source of this 2803-nucleotide messenger RNA. RefSeq names its product N-fatty-acyl-amino acid synthase/hydrolase PM20D1.2. Gene Ontology annotation, biological process: amino acid metabolic process. The record is from RefSeq and is a predicted model, not a curated record. Gene Ontology annotation, molecular function: hydrolase activity, acting on carbon-nitrogen (but not peptide) bonds, in linear amides. NCBI's taxonomy places the organism in Eukaryota, Metazoa, Cnidaria, Anthozoa, Scleractinia, Pocilloporidae.
CAAACAUGGCGGGUGUUCGCGAACUUUCAUACCUUUCUCUGACAGCCUUUUUCACAGUCGUUUUAAUAAUUAUCGCAAGAACUGUGAUGUAUUCUCAUCAGCCAACAGCUGCCUACCCAUGCAAACCAAGUGAUCUAGAUUAUAUCAAUGUAGACGAGGACGUGAAGAGAAGGUUUCAAACUGCGCUUUCUAUCCAAACGGUUUCCUGGAAUGUUGGAAAUUACAAUCGAGAAGAGUUACACAAUUUCCUUCAGUUUAUUCUGAGAGAGUUUUCAGAUGUGUUUAGCCAUUCCCUUGUUGAACACAAAAUUAUUGGAAACUACAGUUUGCUUGUUUCCGUAAAAGGAAGUAACACAUUGCUAAAGCCCUAUCUGAUUGCUGGUCACUUUGAUGUAGUACCUGCCACCAAUGAAUCAUGGGAAGUACCCCCCUUUGAAGGGCGUGUUCAAGAUGGGUACUUCUGGGGAAGAGGAACUUUGGAUCACAAAAAUGGAGUCAUGGGCUCCCUGGAGGCUCUCAAAUUUCUUCUCAAACAAGGUCACCAACCACAGCGCAGCUUUUUCUUAGCUUUUGGACAUGAUGAAGAGGUCCUAGGAAUCGAUGGAGCAAAGCAAAUUGCAGCAUAUUUAAAAUCUCAAGGAGUGAAGCUGGAAUUUUUAGUCGAUGAGGGAACAGUCAUUGUUAAAGAUGCUUUUCCAGGUCUAAAGAAGUCAUAUGCUUUAAUUGGAGUAGCAGAAAAAGGCUACAUAACGCUAGAACUAAGUGUGCAAACUUCAGCUGGGCAUUCGUCAAUGCCACCUAGGGAGAGCAGUAUUGGAAUCCUGUCAAAUGCUGUUGCAAAAUUAGAGACCUGUCCCAUUCCUGCUGUAUUUGAUUCCACUGGUCCAGUAAGGGAAAUGUUUGAAAAUUUUGCCCCUCAGGUUCCAGUCUAUCUGAGGGCUAUCUUGGCAAACCUGUGGCUUUUCAGCCCAAUUGUUGUCAGAAUCCUUGAGAAGAAACCUACAACAAAUGCUUUCCUUCGGACAACAACUGCUGUAACUCAGUUUAACGCCGGAGUCAAGGCCAACGUGAUACCCUCCUCUGCAAGAGUCACUGUAAACCAUCGGGUUCAUCCGAGUAACACGAUUGAAGAGGUUCUGGAGCAUGACCGUCGCUGUAUUAACGAUGAUCGUGUUAGCAUUCGUGUGAUGCAGUCAGCCAAGCCCUCACCCGUCUCUAGCUGGGAUAAACAUUCAUUUGGAUUCCAGGUUAUUUCUCAAAGCGUGCGGCAAGUUUUCCCAGAAGUUGGCGUAUCGCCAGGACUUAUGAUAGCAAACACAGAUACCAAGUAUUAUCUAGAGCUCACAGAUGCCGUCUACAGAUUUAUGCCAUCAGUUUUGACACCAGAGGACGCCAAACGAAUCCAUGGGUUUAAUGAAAGAAUUGGAGUCAAGAAUUAUGAAAAGACAAUAAAUUACUUCUAUCACGUGAUGAUUAAUGCAGAUGCAGCAAGUUUAGACACAGAUACUGAACACACCGAACUAUAACAAGCGAGGAAAGAUGACUUCCGAAGACUUCAGGAAGCUUCUGGAACACGAAGCGAAUCCAUGCUGAUGCCAAAUCUGACUUCGUUAACCGAAAAAAAAAUUCAAAUUUUUAAAGAAUGUUUUGAUAUUUAUCGCGAAAAUAUUUUAUCUGCAGGUACAACGUCCUACAAGUUUUCUUACCAUAAUUAAUUAUGUUGAGUACCACCCAUAAAGUAUUUUUUGUAAGGUGGUUUCAGGAACAUCUAUUGGACUAGUGUUCAUGUAGCUAUGGGAUGAAACUCUCAUCUCAGUAGAUCAGGGAGAGGCAACUGCCAUAGCUGUUUCUCUUGGCUCCUGUUUUAGCGUCUGACGGCACCAAUCAAAGCCAAGACACAGGUAAUGAGCCCCUACUUUAAUGAUUGUAGAUAUUUUUAAUAAGUAUAUACCACUCAGGUGUCCUUUUUGUGCGUGCUCAUUGGCUGGCUGGUUCAGAAAUGAUUUGCGUGUAUAAUUCAUCUCUAUUACACUGAAGAGAUAUUUAUUUCUGGCCAUUUUUCUGGUAUAUUGACUAAUUAUUUUUGAUUAAGGGGGGUACGUUUUUAAAGGAAUUGUGGUGCUGCAUUGGUGGGAGAGUAUAACAGGGUAAUUUAGUCUAAUCAAGCGAGAUAAAAGCAUAAAUUGACCACUGUAAAGACUUUAAAGGCAUUAGCCUUUCGCCAAUUGCUCUGAUGAAGGGCUAACACUCAAAACGUCAGCCUUUAAACUCUUUAUGGUGGCUAAUUUACAUUUUCAACUCAGUUGAUUGCACCUUAUUAUUUUAAAAUUUGUUUGGUAUAUACUAAAACAAUUAUUCACCUCAGUGUUGGCGAAAGUAGUGGAUAUUUACCUUGCUGCUACACGGCUGUGUAAAUAUUCACCUCUACUAAGGCCAAUAAUUGUUUAUUAUUAAAUUAUUAUAAUAACAAUAGUAGAAAUAAUAAUAAUAAUGAUAAUAAUGCUAAUAGCAUUUCAGUAUGUAAGAGAAACAGUUAUUUAACCCUAUAACAGUAAAAUGGAUUUUUAUUCUUAAUAUAUUUUGUGAAGAAUCAGAUCACUUAUAUUUACGCUUUCUAUUUGUAAUUAUAUUUAUGACUGCACAGUAUCUGCAAACUCUGUAAAUCAGUAAGUGGUUGCCUUGAAAUUCACAAUCAAGACUUGCUUAACCGCAAUUUAUUUAAAAUUCAGCAUCAUUACUCAAAGUUCUUGUUUUUGUAUCCAAUUUUAUUAAAUACAAAGAAAAAGUGUUUUACAGUUGUGGA